Cladophialophora psammophila CBS 110553 is the source of this 390-nucleotide messenger RNA. RefSeq lists its product as uncharacterized. The record is from RefSeq and is a predicted model, not a curated record. Bases 1 to 390 code for a protein of 129 amino acids. Lineage: Eukaryota; Fungi; Ascomycota; Eurotiomycetes; Chaetothyriales; Herpotrichiellaceae. The transcript has a single exon.
AUGUUGGCGCUCUUCACUACCUCAACAUGUGCCCCCUGCCGCACGAUAACACCACUUUUGACCUCCCUUGUCGAAACUCGACCACCCUCGCCGGAAGACAAAUACUCGUCUCUCGCUUUUGCAGAGAUCGAGCUGGACUCUCCAGAUAUAAGCAACGGCAACAUGAUGGACCUUGGAGUGGAAUACGGGGUCAGGGGCAUGCCUACAUUGAUGGGAUUCGGGGGGCGGAGAGCUGAAAGAGUCACGGAGCGACUGGUCGAUACGAGGAUGUUGAGUAACGAGAAGGCAAUGGCAAAGUGGGUUGACGAAGAGAUGAAGAAGGGUGACGCAUCUUCCAGUUCGAGUCAAAGUGGAGGUGGUGGAUUUCUUGCGAGGAUUUUCGGGCCCUGA